Molecule: messenger RNA, 1857 nt
Organism: Diachasmimorpha longicaudata
Lineage: Eukaryota; Metazoa; Arthropoda; Insecta; Hymenoptera; Braconidae
Exons: 5
Coding region: 1001-1597 (198 amino acids)
Source: RefSeq, a predicted model, not a curated record
CGUCUCAGUUGGCUAAUGAUUUGUUUAACUUUGACAGCGACUUGAGCCCGCAAAUUUCUCGGGUACGUCGUUAACUUCAAAAACUCACGGGAUCUGAAGGCCCGGCAUGAGGCCUCGAAAGGAGAGUCACGUGUUCGAUUAAAGUUUCACUUGCAGGCUAAUCAUCUUUCACCAGUCGUAAAUGUCGGCAAAAUUAAGAUAUUCUUCUGCUGUCAUGUCGAGAAAAAGAAUCAUAAUUCACGACCUUCUGUCAGACCAUUCGUACAGAUAAUCACUGGGGAAUCCAACCCGAAGAAUUAUUGAUUGAAUUUUUCUAUUGACCCGGUAGUUCGACUCUGGAGUUACUCUACACCUUUAAGUGCAUUAAAUAAUCCAUAAAAAAAAUGCCUCAGCCUCACCUUGACUCUCGCCCGAGUAACCUACGUCGUAAAACCAGGAGGCGGCUAAAUGACGAGCAUAACUAACCGUAGGGGCACGUUGCUUUCACCGAGACCUUCUUCCCUCUUCGAGGGCGCUACGUAGGGAAAGUUUUACCCGCGAUAUAAAUUCACAAACAUUUUUCAUUCAAAUAAUCGUUAUUCCCCGGUUAAAAUCGAACCUAGCGGAAGUGGUAGGAAAGUUCACCGCUUGGAGAUUCAAAUUACAGUGCGGGCCCCCGUGAUAGCUGAAUUUAUGGCGAUGCUAAUCUACUCUUCUCCGGGUAGUUGGUAUAAUUUUACGGAGAAUUUAACCUUGGUAUCUUCAGCAACUCACUGUGAGUUAAAUUCGAUGGAAAAUAAUAGCCGGUGAGUGGCUGUCCGGACUUUUCCGAGAGCCUCUGAGUGCUGGAUAAUUGUGGAAUGGGAUCAUCAGCCUCGACCAUUGGCGACUGAAGGAGCGAGAAGAAAGAUUUUUCAAUUGCGAGGAAAUUUCUCCGGUGGGGGACCGUAUAAAGUGCGACUCUCUGGUCUAGUUUUGCUGGUGUCCAGCGGUCUGGAAGUGAGGCACUAGUGUGUCAGGAAUGGAUUGUUCAAGUGAUAUAAUUAGGAUUUGGUUCUGGUUCGCGCUCGUUGUGGUGCUGUUGGAAUUAGUGCAAUUACCGGAAGCUCGAAAAUAUAUGCGACCCUGGAAAUUUCAUGGGUCCAAGUCUCGAUGGCAUGAGUUGUCGCGAGGACCCAGGUAUCGAUUCAAGAGGCGGCCACCGAAAUAUCAUCGAUCGAAAUGGUACUCAAGCCGAUAUGCAUCGCAAUAUCUCGCUGAUGAGGAGCCCUAUACCAUAGAAAUUGAACUGCCGAAGCAUCGUCGUAGGGCUAACCACCUUCACUCAAAAAUGUGGGACAAGAGGCACCGCGACUAUGACGAUGACGACGAGGAUCACGAUAAAUCGGAUUUAAUUUCGGAGAAGAGAAUUCGCGUGAAGUGGAUAAAAGGAGAGAACCCAAAACUCCGGAUAAAGAUCUCCCGAAACGAUAGCCCAUCUGAUCUGGGGGUCAUCGAUAUGAGGAACGUCACACCUGACGCGGGAUACCACUCCGAGCAUGACUUCCAAGCAGUCACACCGACGUACGCCGUCAACGGGUGGGCGAAAUUACCCGCGAGGGGCUUUCGCGACAUUUAAUCCCACCCCUGAAUUCCCCGGCAUUAAAAUUCACAAGUUUCUUACGACACGUGAACAAGUGGGACUAAGUGCAAGGGAAAAAGUUUUGCUGCUGCGUAAUGACAUUUAUGUAUUUAUGCAGGGGUUGCACCUGGAUCCAGGGGCGUCAAUAUUUAUUUUUGUUGUAUUUAUAUAUUUAUUGCUUGCAAAACACUUCACCCCAAUUUAAUCAAUUAUAAAACAUAAUGUGUGAAUAAAUAAAUAGGAAUUGAGGACAAAUU